AAAUAUUUACUAUUAAAACUCGUAGUUAGUGGACUGCAGCAAACAUCAAUAAAAGAAUUAAAGGCUGCCGUAGCUGACGAAACAGUGCCAUGGCUGCCACUAAAACAUUCUCUUGCUCGCUGUACUCCAUACAUGAUACUAAUAUUAAAGAAAAAAAAAAGUAGUCUAGUACUAUUUUACUAUGUUAAUACAACUCAUAUAUAAAACUAGAGUGGCUCCAAGUUCUUGAUUCGCGCUUUUCCCGAUAGAGCGAUAGACUUGAACCUUUUCCUUUUGGAUUCUAAAAUUGAUCGGGUUCAAGUUCCAGACAGCAAUGUCAUCCUCUGUGAUUGUCUUCUUGGUCCUAUCGAUGCUACUAAGCACAGGUGCCUGUGUCAACUUCACCGAUGUUUUCAAGUCCAGUUGGGCACCUGACCAUAUUGCUGUUGUAGGAGACCAAGUUACUCUCACCCUUGACAAUACUUCUGGCUGCGGAUUUGAGUCGAAGAUCAAGUACUUAUUUGGGAAAGCCAGUGCACAGAUCAAACUAGUUGAGGGAGAUUCAGCUGGAACAGUCAUUGCUUUUUAUAUGUCAUCAGAGGGUGCUAAUCACGACGAACUGGACUUUGAAUUUCUUGGAAAUGUUUCGGGAGAACCAUACCUAGUACAUACAAAUGUGUACGUGAAUGGCACUGGAGAUCGAGAGCAGAGGCACAGUCUGUGGUUCGAUCCAACAGCAGACUUCCACACUUACUCUUUCUUCUGGAAUCAUCGAACUAUCAUUUUUCGCAGCUUUUCAGUUGAUGAGAUUCCGAUUAGAGUGUUCACAAACAAGGAGGAAAAAGGCGUUCCAUACCCGAAAAAUCAAGGCAUGGGAAUCUAUGGAUCGUUGUGGAAUGCAGAUGACUGGGCUACACAAGGAGGGAGAGUGAAGACAAAUUGGAGCCACUCUCCAUUUGUUACAACAUUUCGAUCGUUCGAGAUUGAUGCUUGUGAUUUGUCUGGAGAGGACAUAGCUGCUGCAGGUGCAAAAUGUGGUAAGAUGGCACAAUUUUUAUGGGAUAAACCAGCCAUGAAGGGUGUAGAAAAGAGCAAAAAACAUCAAUUCAAAAUGGUUCAAUCUAAGUAUUUGGUUUAUGAUUAUUGUAAGGAUACUGCAAGAUUCACUCAAAUGCCUAAAGAAUGUUUGUACUAAGAGGCCAACACCAUUCUAGCAAUGUCAAUGUAUCAAUAUGUUUUUGUCUGGAUAUAUUAUGGUUUUUGAAGUUGUUGGUCCAA
This is a messenger RNA of Capsicum annuum, 1257 nucleotides long. RefSeq names its product xyloglucan endotransglucosylase protein 6. Gene Ontology annotation, molecular function: xyloglucan:xyloglucosyl transferase activity; hydrolase activity, hydrolyzing O-glycosyl compounds. The coding region runs from base 314 to 1174 and encodes 286 amino acids. Lineage: Eukaryota; Viridiplantae; Streptophyta; Magnoliopsida; Solanales; Solanaceae. The record is from RefSeq and is a predicted model, not a curated record. Gene Ontology annotation, cellular component: cell wall; apoplast. Gene Ontology annotation, biological process: xyloglucan metabolic process; cell wall biogenesis. The transcript has 4 exons.